CCGGGGUGCCGAGGGAGGACCCGGCAAGCUCCCCGAAUGAGCCGCCACGUCCCCACUCCCCUCUGCAGCUGGAGAGCUAUAUCCAGAUGAGCAUGAAGCCGGAGAUGGCGCAGCUGCGGCAGACGGCGGUGCAGAACCAGACCGCCACCAUGCUGGAAAUCGGCAGCACCCUCCUCAACCAGAGCGCCGAGCAGAGCCGCAAGCUCACCGACGUGGAGGCCCAGGUGCUGAACCAGACGUCACGUAUCGAGAUGCAGCUGCAGGAGAACUCCCUGUCCACCACCAAGCUGGAGAAGCAGCUGCUGCUGCAGACCAAUGAGAUCCACAAGCUGCAGAACAGGAACAACAUCCUGGAGGUGCGGGUGCUGGAGAUGGAGACGAAGCACCAGGCGGAGCUGGCGGGGGCCCGCUCGGAGAAGGAGAAGCUGCAGCGCCUGGUGAUCCGGCAGAGUGGCACCAUCGAGGAGCUGGAGAAGUCGCUGCUGGCCGCCAGUGCCAACACCAGCCUGCUCCAGCACCAGCAGCUCCAGCUCCUCCAGUCAGUGCAGAGCCUGGUGCGCCUCGUCUCCCAGGGCAGAGCCCCGCAGCCCGGGCAGGAGCAGCUCUUCCAGGACUGCGCCGAGGUGCGCCGGGCGGGCAUCCGUGCCAGCGGGGUCUACACCCUCCACAUCGCCAACCUCAGCGAGCCCAAAAAGGCGUACUGCGACAUGGAGACGGACCGAGGGGGCUGGACCGUCAUUCAGCUCCGCGCCAACGGCAGCCUCAGCUUCCAGAGGAGCUGGAGGGAGUACAAGCAGGGCUUCGGGGAUGCAGCGGGUGAGUACUGGCUGGGUAACGAGGCCGUGCACCUCCUGACGAGCCAGGCGCCCUACGCCCUGCGCAUCGAGCUGCGGGACUGGGAGGGCGGCCAGGUCUAUGCCCACUACGGGAAAUUCCAGCUGGGGAGCGAGCGGCAGCUUUACAGGCUCUCGCUGCAGGACUACAGCGGCACGGCCGGGCAGCAGAGUGGCAUGGCGCUGCAGGGCACCCGCUUCAGCACCCGCGACGCCGACAACGACAACUGCCUCUGCAAGUGCGCCCAGAUGCUGUCGGGAGGCUGGUGGUUCGAUGCCUGUGGCCUCUCCAACCUGAACGGCAUCUACUACCCAGCCCGGCACAACAUCCGCAAGCUCAACGGCAUCCGCUGGCACCAUUUCCAGGGCCCCAGCUACUCCCUGAAGGGCACCCGCAUGCUGAUACGACCCGCCAGCUUCUAG
Nipponia nippon (crested ibis) is the source of this 1256-nucleotide messenger RNA. The record is from RefSeq and is a predicted model, not a curated record. NCBI's taxonomy places the organism in Eukaryota, Metazoa, Chordata, Aves, Pelecaniformes, Threskiornithidae.